AGUUCAUGAUUACCACAUCAUCAUCGUCAGCAAAACUCAAACUGACCUCACUUGGACCCUGACGAACAGUUUGAAGUGUGGACAUUGAGACUGCCAGACAGCAGCCUAAAAUCUCCACACAUCAAAACAAAAUCAAGAUGGUCACAAUGGCAACAACAGUAACCCCCGAGCCCCUCACAGCCCUCUCUCGGUGGUACCUCUACGCCAUCCACGGCUACUUCUGUGAAGUCAUGUUCACGGCCGCCUGGGAGUUCGUAGUGAACUGUAACUGGAAGUUUCCUGGCGUGACCAGCGUGUGGGCGCUCUUCAUCUACGGGACCUGCAUCCUUAUCGUAGAGCGCAUGUAUCUAUGUCUGAAGGACCGCUGUAACGUGCUGCUCCGCUGCAUCAUUUAUACACUCUGGACCUAUUUCUGGGAGUUUGGCACUGGUUUUCUGCUACGCCAGUUUAAUGCCUGUCCGUGGGACUACUCAGAGUUUAAAUAUAACUUCAUGGGCCUGAUCACGGCUGAGUACGCAGUGCCGUGGUUCUGUGCCUCUUUUAUCGUUGAGCGUUUAGUGAUACGCAACACACUGCGGUUGCGAUUUGAUGAGGUUGCUGAAUCGGGCCAGGCUGAAGAACGAUUGGAUAGAGGCGGAGGAGGAAGAGGAGGACGAAGAGGAAGAGGAGCCAGAGCCGGAGCCACCAGCGCAAACGGCUAUGUGAAAGUGGAUUGAGGAUGCUAUCGACACCUUCCUUUUCCCACAAUACUCGAAAGCACCCAUCACCCAUGACUUAAUCCACACAUCUCUCAGUCUCUCUCCCACCUACUUCAAGGGAAAGAGCCGCCCGGACACAGUUGGAACUUUCUGAUUUAAUAUAUCGUCCAGCUGGCGUUCUUCGCACACAUGGAAGGACUUUCAUUUGUCAGCUCGGUGCUCAACGCUACCCUCGCUUCAGGUACGUAGGAGUGGUGCCCGGUGGAUAAAUGAGAGAGAAUGAACCCUCCAGCCUCCUCCCAAACCAGUCCAUCCACUCCAGACGCUCUCUGGGAGGGGACAAGCCAAAUGGCUUGUGUUCCCUCAACCAAACAAAUGUGAAAAACAGGAACGCAGACACAUCACGAAAAGAUAUAUCUAUCAAAUGCUUUAACAAAAAGAAAAGAAAGGAAAGUCCUUUCAGAUUAUAAAGAGUUUCCAUUAUGUAUGUAUAUGUAGUAGCAAAUAACUGUUAGGAUAAGCUUACCAUCUGAAUGCUAGUAUGUGCUAUUUAUUAAUAUCUUAAAUUAGUUAAGAUGUCACGAUAAUAUAUUGAUAAAAAAAAAA
Molecule: messenger RNA, 1304 nt
Organism: Danio rerio (zebrafish)
Lineage: Eukaryota; Metazoa; Chordata; Actinopteri; Cypriniformes; Danionidae
Gene: tmem229b
Product: transmembrane protein 229B
Cellular component (GO): membrane
Source: RefSeq, marked validated